Panonychus citri (citrus red mite) is the source of this 1664-nucleotide messenger RNA. RefSeq lists its product as uncharacterized. The coding region runs from base 652 to 1359 and encodes 235 amino acids. The record is from RefSeq and is a predicted model, not a curated record. NCBI's taxonomy places the organism in Eukaryota, Metazoa, Arthropoda, Arachnida, Trombidiformes, Tetranychidae. The transcript has 4 exons.
UUAUCAUGAAAAUAACAAUUGGUAACCACAAUUCUGUUAAAUGCUCACCGGUGAAAAUGAUAAUCUUAAUCAUGAGUUUGCUAUUAUUUUCUUGAAGCUUUGGUUCAGUUGAGUGGACAGUCGGUUUUAGUAGAGGGUCAGUUGGUUGGAAUCAUAAAUCCAUGAAGAGACCCUGUAAUCAUUAAGGUUACCAAAGGGAUAGUUGUUAUCACCAAGUGAUGAUGGUCAACAAGAUGAAGAACUGACCAUCGAUGCAUUGGUCGGUUGGAGUUAACCUUUGACCAUUGGAGGGAAACAUUUCUUGUUUUUUUGGCUGUUGGUGAUUAUGAUGAUGUUGAUGAUUGUGAAGAUGAUUAAGAAGAUGAGCUUAACCUUGAUCUUCGAAAUCAGUGGUGUAUGACCCUUUAUAAAAAGAGUGACCAGCCCCAUUAAACGGGAUUUCGUUUCUAAGUUUCACUCAGAUCGUUUCAAUUUUUUUCUUCUCCAAAAUUCUAACGAUAAAAAGUCAAGUGAAUUCUAAAAGUGAAUUGUAAUCGACAUUUUCUCUCUCUCUCUGUGUUAUCCACUUUGUGUCCAGUGAAAUAUUGAUUGUUAUCAAUUGGAAAAUUGAAAAAGUUCAAUAGUUAAUUAGAUCCAAUUGAAAAUCAAACCAUGAGAUCGAAAUACAUUUACCGUUCAUUGAUAAUCUCUUUAGCUUGUGCUCUUUUAAUGCCCGAGGCUUCAGCUGGUUUAUUCAAUCGUUUACUCUACAUGAUGAUGAGAAAUCGUCGUCGGCAUUAUGUCCCAUUUCCGGUUUCAUUAUCACCAUUCUCAAACUUUGGAUCAUCAACAUCCCCACUCACUGGACUUUAUCCUCUUUCCCUUUCAAGUCUAAGUAAUUCAAUCGCACCUUCAGCGGCCGUUUCAGCCGCCGCGGCGAUACCUUACUCUCAAUAUCUGUCCAGCUUAGCGAGUUACAGUGGAUUAACUCCCGUCUCACCCCUUGGACCCUGGGGCGGAAUUAAUCCUUACUACAAUUACCUUAAUCUGGCCGAUUAUCCCGAUUAUCGUAGCUACCCAACGAUAUCCAAUUAUCUUCCACUUCCAACCUACACUCCGCCAAUUUACACUUCACCAUCAUUUCCAGCUCUCAAUGUGAGCGAUAUCAAAGAUGAUAAAAAGAUAUCAACUCGAGCCGCUGCUGCGGCCGCUUCGAGUUCAAGUUCCCCCACCGGGUUGGCUUAUAAUAUCCAGGGACAAGAUCGCAAAGAAUUGUUGACCAAAUUAAAAUAUUUCGCAAAUCACCGGCCAACGGGGGCCAAUUACCGAUCACCAAUUCUAUUCCCAGAACCCGAUGAUUUAAUUGACUCUUUCAGAUGAACAUAAUCAAUUUCUUUUCAACAUCUUGAAUGUUUACUUAUUUAUCUUUAUUGUAACAAUUAACCUUUUCAAUUGAAUUGUCAUAAUAGACAAUCAACAUCAGAUUCUACUAAAUCAUCAUCUUCUUAAUCAACUUGAUUAGAUUCUAAUUAUCGAUUAGCUGAAUUGCUUAUUAUUUAACUCAUUUUGUUUUGUUUCCAACAUUGGAUUAGGUUUUUCAUAUUCUUCUCAUUAAUAUAAUUGUUUGUAUUAUUUUCACACCAGAAACUUAAUUCAAGUUCAAAAAAUUAAAAUUAAUUAAUUUA